This is a messenger RNA of Daktulosphaira vitifoliae (grape phylloxera), 919 nucleotides long. RefSeq lists its product as uncharacterized. Bases 154 to 795 code for a protein of 213 amino acids. The record is from RefSeq and is a predicted model, not a curated record. The transcript is spliced from 7 exons. NCBI's taxonomy places the organism in Eukaryota, Metazoa, Arthropoda, Insecta, Hemiptera, Phylloxeridae.
UCAAUUAACAAUAUAGAGUUGUUUUUUUUAGUUUUACAUGAUCUUUUUCUCGUGCAAGGGAUCAAGUUGUUCGUUGGACUACAACUGAAUUUAUUUGGCGUAUUCUACAACUGUUAAUUUUUUCAAUUAAACGCUAUUUAAUUUUCAAUCAAUAUGGAAAUUGAUAUUAAAAUAUCAGAAUUAAAAUCCGCAGUAUUAGUGCUAUCAUCGCCAUUUAUGUCAUUGGCAUUAAUCAGCACUGUGGUAAAUGUUUUUUCAAUUGAUCCUGAUGCGCCUAUUUCUUGGGCGGUUAUUAUAAUAAUGAACAUGUUCGCAUAUAGUAUUUGGAUUUAUGCUGUGUAUGGAGUAAAUAAGAAGUCCUGUUUGACGGUUCAAAUAGCUUCAACUCUCUGGGUCUCUUAUAUUUUUUUAUGGGUUAUGGCUGUAAUAUUUGCUGUAGGCUCAGAUAGUGGAGUGAAAUAUGUGUGUUCAAAACAAAAAUGUCCCGAAAGCUUAUGGUUAUGCAAAAAUGAAUGGCAUAAAAUCCCAGUGAAUAAUGUUUUCCAUUCUGAUUACAUGAUGGAAUAUGCAAAUGAUAAUGUUCGUCCUGCUAAAAUAAAAAAACUAGAGAGUCGUAAAAGAGAUCAUAAUUCACGUGCAGAUAAAGGAUUUGUAAUUGGAACAGUUAUAUUCAUAAUCAUUCUAAUACUAAACAUUUAUGGUUUUACUCUUUUAACAAGAUAUACUUCUGUAUUGGCACGUCAAGAUAAUUGUUGUAGUACCGAUAGAGAAAUGGCAGUUCAUGAUGAAAUGUAACAAAACAUUAAUUGAAAUUAAUUAAAAUUACUUAUCUUCUAUCGGAUAAAUGUAUUAUUUUUAAUUCGUUUAAUUUUUCUCAGCUUAUUUCUUCAAAUAUUUUACGAUCUUCUAGUAUUUAAAA